AUCAAAAUGGAUUCUUGUAUGUCUGUUCAGAGAGAAGUUGAAAAGGUUUUGACGAAGUUCUCCAAAUUGAAAGACCACUCUGUUGAUACGAUAGAUGAUUUUAUUUCUUCAAUUGAAAGUCUUCGUAAAGAACUUGCGGAAGGUCCCGCAGAUGGACCUGUGCAGAUGACCCAGUCUUCCGUGCUGAACCAGGCAUUACACCGUGUGCAGGAAGCCACGGGAAGGAUGGGACAGGAACACAAGGAUCUCCACAGUACUGUCUCGAAAGUCGGCAAAACCAUUGAUAGAAACUUUGUAGCCGAAUUCAGUGCUGUUUUUACGGAGAGUGCUUUCGAGAAGGAAGACUGUCGAGAGCUAUUGAAUGAGAUUGUCUGUGAACAUUUCCUCCGUCAGGGCAAACUGGACAUUGCAGAAACUCUUAAUGAGGAGGCAGGCUUAAACCUGGACCCCACACAGAUGGAACCAUUUCUGGAGAUUCACAGAAUCCUCGAGGCUUUGAAGCGCAAAAACCUGCAACCUGCUCUCAGCUGGGUAGCAGCAAAUCGUGAUCGAUUGUUGGAAAUGAACAGCUCUCUGGAGUUCAAAUUGCAACAGUUACAGUUUCUGGAGAUGGUGUCUUCGAACGCUCAUGACCCCGCUUUUAUAAUCCAACAAGCUCGACAGUUUGCACGCUUUGCUCACAAACACACAAGGGAGUUGCAAGUGUUGAUGGGCAGCCUUCUGUACAUGCCCCAGGGCCUACAGAACUCUCCGUACGCUUUUCUUCUCGACCCGAUCUACUGGGAUGAAAUUUGUGACGUUUUCACAAGAGACGCCUGCGCUCUUAUGGGAAUGUCCGUGGAAAGUCCACUUAGUGUUAGUAUUCGUGCUGGAUGCAAGGCCCUUCCCCCGCUUUUGAAUAUCCGGCAAGUGAUGCAGCAGAGACAGGUUGCCGGAGUUUGGACAAACAAGGAUGAAUUACCUGUUGAGAUUGACCUUGGCAGUGAGCAUCGCUACCACUCGAUAUUCGCGUGCCCUAUAUUGCGACAACAGAGCACGGAACACAACCCUCCCGUUCGGCUUAUUUGUGGUCAUGUGAUCUCGCGAGACGCCCUGCAUAAACUCUCCUCCGCAAACAAGGUCAAGUGCCCCUACUGCCCAGUCGAACAAAAUCCUGAGGAAGCUAAAAUAGUCACGUUUUGACCUUCUAAUCAGUGGAGGUCAAGAAUGCGAACAGUGGAUGUGUCUCCUGGGGCAGGCCUCUAAAGAGGAGACACACAGUGAUGUUUUGCUAGGUGUAUAUGAUUCAGGCUUGCUGGUCAAGCUUGGAAGCUGGUGUAGACAUAUUGGGCGAUUGUUUGGAACUUUGUUAAAGUUAAUAGAGUGAUUUACAAAAGAAUUUUUAAAUGUGAAAUAUUUGAGGAUGUGCUGAUAUAUUGAAAUUAAACAAGGAAACCUAAAACAGUUGACUAAAAUCUUAUAAAAAAUUCUGCAAGUUACAAAUGUAUUGAUUAAACCUUAAGAGCAUUAAAGGUUUGAAAGUUAACAAUGAUGAUGUUCACAUUGUUGUUAACUUUAACGAAGUUCUGAACAAUCUAAACGCUUCAACAAAAAUCAUUAAGAAAUUCACGUAAAGAUUAAAUAGUGUUACAUUUGUGGCAUCGAGCACUCUAUAUUUAGAAUAGAGGUAAACAUAGUGGACUUUGUGCAAAAAAUGUGUAAAUAUUUGUUGUUAUGUACAGUAAUUUGUUGAGCUUUGAGUUUUAUCACAGGGACUUGUUAUUAAAUUAUUCAGGAUGUGAAUAAAUUUUCAUCAUUUUUUAAUGUGUCAUAAAUGCCUGUUUGUACAGUUACUGAGAACAUGUACCAUAUUUUUCUUAGCUUGUCUGGUUUUAUUUUAAGAAAAGGGCUGAGGAGCUGUCAUAGUCUUGGUCAUGAAAACACUUAAACAUAGGCCUUUUUUUUCUUCAAAAAACUGUUCAUUACACAUGUUUUGCAAGGGCCAUAAAUCUGGAUUGUUUAAUUGUUGAAUUAUGACCCUUUUUGUCUGAUUUCACUGAUGUUGUAGUCAAAGGGAUUACUAGGUUAGUGCCUGUGUAUACAGGUUAGUGUAUGGAGAGGUUAUCUGGCAAGGCGGAGGAAUUUAUCAGGUCAGCCCUGCCAAAUAAAUUUUCCCCAUCCACGGCACUUCUAGUGUUCUAUCUAUACUGUCAGUUUUUUAUAAAAUCACAAACAACUUUGAAAUACCUCAGAAUUUCAGCUGACAACUGAUCAUGAUGAUGCGACUGCUUGUUUACAAACAUUCAUGCAUGCUGAGUUGAAAGAAAUGAAAUGGCUAUUUCUUAUAACGUUAUUUUCUGUGGCUAUAUGUUGUCAAGUUUCUUCUGUCAUUACAUGAUUUUGGAAAGGACCCUACCAUACUUGUAUCAAUUCAAAAAGUGUGCCUGUACGAUAGUGACCUAUGGUAAUUUAAUGUAUUUAAAUAAAAAUAUCUGCUAAAGACUUAUUGCACAUGUUACUAUUGACUCUACGCACAUAUGAAGCAAUGAUUAUAGAUAACUCUGGCUUCAAUUAUGGGCAAGUAAUGCCCCUUGGUCACAAGAGAAAAUGGACAAGCUAUUGCGUGUGUUUGCUGUGCUCCUAUUCAUCUAUAUAAGAAUUAUAAGUACUGUUCAAUCUGGUUUCUGUAAAUUGCUAUGCCUUACUUAGGGCUGUUUCAAUAAAGAUCUUUGUCGCUUUAAGUUGUAUAUUGAAAUGAUCUUAGUGUAGUAAUUUUAUUAUUUCGCUACGUAUUUGUCAUCAUUGGAUACCCCUGAUACACACAAUGCUAUGCUUCGUUGUGUACCGUGGGCAAUUUGGCAAGGAAAAUCUCGUAUUCAUGAAUAAUUAAUGAGGCAGUUUCAUUGGUUCCACAAACUACCAGUUGCUUAACGGUUGGAAAAUAUUCUGGCGAAUGCCAGAGUUGAACUGGGUCCGCCUUCUCAGCACAAUAAUAUUUGGCAGUAGUCAAGACCACACGACCACGGAGGCUACUGAUAAUUUAAAGUUAUUGAAUAAUAUUUCAGUGUAACAUGCGAAUUCAUUGGAAGAAGAGUUGUCUCUCCUGCCUCAUGCAUAUUCAUGAAAACGAGAUUUUAUCAGUCUAUUGUCCCACGGUAUGCAUGAAGUAUAAUGGUAGAAAGUACUGUGGUUGCCGACGAUGCAUAUUUGUGCGAAUUGAACUUUAGUCAGCAUUGAAAGUAAACACAAAGUUGAAACAAUAUAAUAAUUAUGUAUUGCCAUUUGUGACAUAUAUACUUAUUUCAGGUUAGAUAAUAAAUGAAGUUACGUCUAGACAUCUUUAUUGAAACUGGUCGUGGACUGUUAUAAAUAUAUAGUUGACCGUUGUGAAUUACGGUACGUAUUUGUACGAAAAAUCUUCACUUUCUAAAUAUAUGCUUUGUUAACUGUUUGGAUUUGUAAAUAUUACAUGUAUAUUAUUUAUUGUGUGAGGUAUGAAAAACAAACUACGAAUAAAAAUCCUUCAUAAAAAUGAA
Mya arenaria is the source of this 3515-nucleotide messenger RNA. RefSeq names its product E3 ubiquitin-protein ligase RMND5A-like. Lineage: Eukaryota; Metazoa; Mollusca; Bivalvia; Myida; Myidae. Bases 7 to 1182 code for a protein of 391 amino acids. Gene Ontology annotation, cellular component: nucleus; cytoplasm; GID complex. The record is from RefSeq and is a predicted model, not a curated record. Gene Ontology annotation, molecular function: ubiquitin protein ligase activity; protein binding. The transcript has 9 exons. Gene Ontology annotation, biological process: proteasome-mediated ubiquitin-dependent protein catabolic process.